This is a messenger RNA of Spizellomyces punctatus DAOM BR117, 1115 nucleotides long. RefSeq lists its product as uncharacterized. Lineage: Eukaryota; Fungi; Chytridiomycota; Chytridiomycetes; Spizellomycetales; Spizellomycetaceae. The transcript has a single exon. The coding region runs from base 42 to 947 and encodes 301 amino acids. The record is from RefSeq and is a predicted model, not a curated record.
AUCGUCCUCAAUAUUUUUACUACCACCCAACGCUCGAUCAAAUGGAAAAUACCAAUAUGCUACUACGACCGCCGAGUCGAGCGGGCUCCGACGCUUCCGAUACUACAAUUAGUCUCUCGGACUCUUCUUGGUCGUCUUCAGAGUUCGGCCCUCCUACUAUCUUGCGACGAACACUAACUGGGAUGAGGCCUCUGGUGUUUGGUGGAGAGAUGUCGUUUGAGAUGGUUCCGGACCCCGACGAACGUGACUACAAUAGCGACGAUGAUAAAGGGCCUGUUGUGAUCGACAGUUCGGCACGCGAAGGCAUGCUCGAGCAGAUUCCUGUUACUGAGGAACAGUGGAAUGAGUUCGUCACGGCUACCAAUAGGCCCAUGUAUGGUGACGACGAAGAGGAAAUGUACGCGGGAUGGGACUUGGAGGAUUCACAAGACUAUGAUCCCAAUGGUUCAGCCGUCCAGUCCAUGCUCCGCUAUGCACAUAGCAUGGCCGUCAUGUCCAGCAUGUACCAGUUCGAUAACAGUAACCCUGUUCAAUCCGGACACCACACUCGUUAUGGGAACCAAGUCAGGCGUAGGCGCAGGCCAGAUAUUCGUGUUGUCACCACGCAUAGCGCCACUAACUGGCCACAAUCCCCGACAAUGGCUACCUCACCGUGUUCGUCUGUUUCCUCAGCCAUGACAUGUUUGCCCAGCCCAACCGAGAGUACUUCGUACGUCCCUUGGGUGUCCUCGCUUCCCACUCCGCUCGAUCAGUUUCUUGGAUAUAUUAAUUCACACGCUCAGGCAUCAGCGUUUGCCACUUGCUUCCAAACCAGAUUAUCCCACCUAUACGAUCGUGCGUUGGACGCCAAUGGUACCUUUAUUGGCACCAUGGCCAUGAAAGAGGACAUGGUGGCAUUGGAGGGAGCGAUAGACUUAUUGAGAAGGUUGGCUCCUGUGGGAAGAUAGUAUUUUAAGUGGAUAGAUAUUACAUAGAAGUUACACGUAGCAAAUGUACAUAAUAUUGUAUUUAAUGUAGGUUUAGAGGAGGGGGCUUUUUAAGCAAUGAUCUCGAAAGCCAAAGAAAGAAAAGAUGAAAAAUAGACCGCCGACAACCUUAAUUUCAAAGCAGUGCUU